AUGGCUGCUUCCAAUCUACCGCCCGAGAUGGCGAAUGGCGCGCCUUCGCAAACCGCCGUCAACCCCAACCUGCCGCCUGCUACGGCCAGUCUCUCGUACUGGCAGCGAACUACACGAGCAUUCAAGUACUUGAAUCACAAUCAGACAAACACUCCCCCCGCCUCUACUACGUAUGCCAUUAUCGGCUCCGGCUUGGCAGGAGCCUUGGUAGCAUACAAUCUCCUCGAACGCGGCGUGCAAGGCGAGGAAAUCCUCAUCCUCGAAGCUCGCGAGGCCGUUUCUGGAUCGACUGGCCGCAAUGCCGGCCACGUUCGACCAGAUGCUUUCCGCAACUUCUCGGGCUAUCAGGCCUUCCAUGGCAGCGAGCAGGCAUUAAAGAUUGUGGCCACCGAGGAGACCAACUUGAAGCGCAUAGCUGCCUUUAUUCAGGACAAGCAGAUCCAAUGCGACUUCAACUUGACCACCACAUUUGACGUGUGCCUGGGGCCCGAUGCCGUGGAAGAUGAGGAGAAGAAUAUUAAAGACUAUCUUGACGCCGGGGGCAAUCUGGCCAGCUUGGGCGUCAAAUGCUGGUACGGAGAUGCCGCCGCGGAAAAAAGCUCGUGUCCAGGCGCCUCGGCUGCGUAUGAAUGGCCGGCUGCCUCGAUUCAUCCCGUCAAGCUCGUCCACUGGGUUCUCGAGCACGUUAUUGAACGGGGCGUUCAAUUAUGGACGCAUUGUCCGGUAGACGAGAUACGAGAGGACGGCGCCAAACUUGGUGUGCAAACCUCACGGGGCGUCAUCUCGGCAGACAAGGUGGUUCACUGCACCAACGCAUUCGCCGGAGGUAUCCUGAGCCAAUUGACGGCUGAGAGACUCACGCCGUUUGCGGUCCAGGUCGCCUCUGUCAUUCCCUCCUCGGCGGCAUCUGGAGACAAGACCUUCAAGAGCACCAUGGCGCUGCGAGAAAACGCCCGCAUGUUUUACGGUUUCGCUCAGAAGCCGUUGGAUGGAACCAUCAUUGUAAGUGUCGGUAGGCCUGUUGGCAAAGGCGUCCAGGCCGAGGAGUCACAUACGCCCCAGGUCGCAGAAGAAAUCGUCCAGAGGAUAUCCAAGCUUAUUGGGCCGAAUGAUGAGCCACAGAGAUCCGGGGAAGGUUUUGACACGACGUGGACCGGCCUCAUCGCGUUCACGCCGGACAAGGUGCCAUAUAUAGGCGAGAUUGAUGAGUUGCCUGGGCAAUACAUCUGCGCCGGCUUCAACGGUCACGGCAUGGCGAAUAUUUUUACCUGCGCCGGAGGCAUCGCCGGUCUCUUGUUGGGUAGACCGUGGGAAAGCACGCAGCUGCCAGAAUGCUAUCGUUACAGCCAAGCGCGGCUGAGUAAAAGUGCCUAG
Molecule: messenger RNA, 1374 nt
Organism: Metarhizium brunneum ARSEF 3297
Lineage: Eukaryota; Fungi; Ascomycota; Sordariomycetes; Hypocreales; Clavicipitaceae
Product: Gamma-glutamylputrescine oxidoreductase
Cellular component (GO): cytoplasm
Molecular function (GO): oxidoreductase activity
Source: RefSeq, a predicted model, not a curated record